GGGUCGUGCAGCCAAGGUCCUCACGCAUUUCCACAGCGACCAUACCGUGGGGCUCACCCGCGGCUUCGACGCGGGCACGAUCUACUGCACCGAGGUCACGGCCGCGCUCAUCACGGAGCUCACUGGCGUGGACCGGGCGCGCGUGCGCGCGGCCCCGCUGGGGCAGCCCCUGGAGGUGGGCGGGGCCCGGCUGACGUUCCUCGACGCCGAUCAUUGCCCGGGCAGCGCCCUGGUGGCCUUCGAGCCCCUCGGCGAGGCUGGCCCCAGCGGCGCGGGCGAGGUGACGGUCCACACGGGCGACUGCAGGGCCUCCGAGGCCAUGCGCCGCGGGCUCGCCGCGUGGCUGGCCGGGCGCCGCGUCGCGCACCUGCUGCUGGACACGACCUAUCUUCGGAGCGCUGGCGCUUCCCGCCGCAGGCCGUCGCCUGCCGGUGGCUUGCCGAGCUGGCGCGGCGGGAGCUGGCGCGCGAGCCCCGGACGCUCUUCGUGGUCGGGGCCUACCAGAUCGGGAAGGAGCGCGCCGUUCAGGCCGUGGCGGAGGCCGCGGACUCGCCCGUGUUCGUGGAGGCUCGACGGUGGAGGGUGGUGCAGCUCGCGGGCUGGGGCGAGGCCAGACUGCCCUCCGGCAAGCCGCUGUGGGCCAUCGACAAGGAUGCGGGAUCAUACAAUGGAGACCAUGCCAAGGAACUUCCUGCUUGCCUCGAGGGUGCCCUGGGUUUCCUGGGUUUCGAUGGUUUUGCGAUCGAGUACGUGACGUUCCCACUUCAAAAACAGAUGGACGAUGCCCUGGGCUUCCGGGGUUGGGCUUCUUGUGGAAGGUCUCUCGUGGUCGAGCCCCUAUAUACUGUAUACACCGGGGCCUGCUCGGCGGUUCGGGCCGGUGGCGUCC
Messenger RNA from Prorocentrum cordatum, 889 nucleotides. Lineage: Eukaryota; Dinophyceae; Prorocentrales; Prorocentraceae. The record is from the annotation of a GenBank genome assembly.